Molecule: messenger RNA, 1093 nt
Organism: Galeopterus variegatus (Sunda flying lemur)
Lineage: Eukaryota; Metazoa; Chordata; Mammalia; Dermoptera; Cynocephalidae
Gene: CCDC28B
Product: coiled-coil domain containing 28B
Exons: 6
Coding region: 349-951 (200 amino acids)
Source: RefSeq, a predicted model, not a curated record
AAAGCCACCACCAUUUUGUAAGGGACUAUAGCUUCUCUCUAAGACUGACAGGAAAAAGAAAAUAUUUUUCAAAUCGUCAUCACCCAACCAAAAGGGCCACGUUAGUUGAAGCGGGGAGGUAAGGUCGGGUGAGAGGAGCAGCUUAGUAAAAGUGGGGAUGCUCCUCCCACCUUACUCCAUCCCAGCGCCAAAGAAGGACACUUUCUCUUUAAAUGCAAAUUACCUCCCUCCGGCUUAGCUUCCCUCCGUGCGCGUUCCCGGGAGCAGAGUGCGGAAGGCGGAGGGAACUUGCACAGAAGCAUCACUCCAGACCCCAAACCUCCAGGCCUGAGGCCCAGCCAGCACCCAAUGGAUGACAAGAAGAAGAAACGGAGUCCCAAGCCCUGCCUGACCCAGCCAGCCCAGGCCCCAGGCACACUACGAAGGGUCCCUGUGCCCACCAGCCACAGCGGCUCCUUGGCAUUGGGACUCCCUCAUCUGCCAUCCCCCAAGCAGCGGGCCAAGUUCAAGAGAGUAGGCAAGGAGAAAUGCCGCCCAGUGCUGGCCGGAGGUGGGGGCGGCUCUGCAGGCACGCCCCUGCAGCACUCCUUCCUGACCGAGGUGACUGACGUCUAUGAGAUGGAAGGGGGACUAUUGAACCUACUCAACGAUUUCCACUCAGGCCGGCUGCAGGCCUUUGGGAAGGAAUGCUCCUUUGAGCAGUUGGAGCAUGUGCGCGAGAUGCAAGAGAAGCUGGCCCGGCUGCACUUCAGCCUGGACGUGUGCGGAGAGGAGGAGGAGGACGAGGAGGAAGAAGAUGGGGUCACUGAGGCACUGCCUGAAGAGCAGAAGAAGACGAUGGCUGACCGCAAUCUGGACCAGCUGCUUAGCAAUCUAGAAGAUCUUAGUAAUUCUAUACAGAAGUUGCACCUGGCCGAGAACGCCGAGCCUGAGGAGCAGUCAGCUGUGUAGGUGUCGGCGGAGCGGGGCCCAGACUGCCCCUCUCAUCCCCUUCAAACUGGGACUUUUUACAGACUCGGGAGGGUGUUCCGCGGCCCCCCAGGUGCUAAGGGAGAGGGGGGCACUGCAUGGAAUUAAACCAGAAAGAAAGAAA